Messenger RNA from Juglans microcarpa x Juglans regia, 447 nucleotides. RefSeq lists its product as uncharacterized. The transcript is spliced from 3 exons. The coding region runs from base 1 to 447 and encodes 148 amino acids. The record is from RefSeq and is a predicted model, not a curated record. NCBI's taxonomy places the organism in Eukaryota, Viridiplantae, Streptophyta, Magnoliopsida, Fagales, Juglandaceae. Gene Ontology annotation, molecular function: protein heterodimerization activity.
AUGGCGACUUUGAAGUUCUUGGCAGAGGCCCCGAUCCAUGGCAGAGUUUUUGAGGCUCGUAUUAAGAAGAUUAUGCAAGCUGAUGAGGAUGUUGGGAAGAGUUCCAUGGCUUUGCCUCUUCUAGUCUGCACAAUCAAGGCCUUGAGAGGCUCAAUAAUGGAGGCUAAAACCCAGGAUUUAAAGGAACAAAUUCUACCUGGUAAAGCUGAAGAAGCGCCAAUUGGAAAUUUUGACUUGAAUGUGGUCUUGGAUGAGAAUGGGGACUUAGCAACUGUAGCUGCUGGCUCAGCCAUUUCAUCUCCUGAGCCCGUUCCGGAAAUGAAACAUGACGAAUACCAUCGCUGGUCCUUAUCUGACAUGGAAAAAAUGGCCAUUGAACCCAUUCAACUCGCCAGCUUAAGCAGAAAAAUAGAUGAGGAUGAGGAAGAUUAUGAUGAAGAGGGUUGA